AUGCCGAGCCCUGCGGCAUUGGGGGCCCAGAUGCCGCCCCAUUCUCGGGCCUUCCCACAUCUAAUGAAGCCGCCAUUCAGUCCGAGGCGAGCAAACAUUGCGUUGCAGCAGCAAACCCAGGCCUGCGGGCCUUUGGGUCGCUCGCACGACGUCGGGCUGGAUGAGUUGCGCAAUCUGCGGCCACAGCGCUGGGGAUGGUUCCAUCAGGCCAAUGAGGUGAGGACUUUUUUCUUUUUGUUUGUUUGCGCUGAUUAUUGACUUUUAUGGUGGUGGUUAGGGAUGAGAGGGGUUUAGGGGGUUACAAACUGUGAUAAAGUUACAAAUUUUGAUUUAACAACUGGCAAGAAUUAGAAGAGCGACUAAAGAGGUAACCUGUUGUUCUAUUUUUUCCUCCCUGAAGUCAAGGUGUUUCCUCCCUUUGUUGCGAUUUUAAUUCCCGGCUUUCCUCUCGAAUGGCCAUACCAUAAAAAGUAAUUUUGAAUUAAAAGGAUUAAAUUUUUAUAAAAAAUUUCCAAACAGCAUUUACCGUCGUUUCAUUCUAUUCUUUAGCCAAUCCACUUACGUUUUCUUAUUUUGUAUUUUCUUUACCGUACUAAAAUUGAAUUACGCAAUUAGGCGAGGGAUCGGCGAUUGACUUUGUAUCCGUCUCUUCCGCCGGAAAUUUUUAUUUAAAAUUUUCCGAAAUUUCGCGCAAAUCUUCAUUAAUCAAGACAAGAAAGUUGGGGCCGCACUUUCACUCUCUUUUUUAUGGCUCGAACCAUAUUACUGCCAACUGUCGUUGUAAAAAAAAGGCGAACGAACAUCUGCGCCGAUCCCAAGACUUUCGGGAUAAAAGUGUGGCAAAAAAAGGGUACCAGGACGUAUCGCGUUACCUGACUCAACGCCCUUUCAAUGACCGCUAGAAUGACCGUUUAAGGCAGCCGGGACGGAGGAGGGUGGGUGCGGGAUGAUAAGGCAAAAAAGAUCGCUCGGGAAUACGCAUUAAAGGCUGGGAAAGCGGGAAUAAUAUAUAUUUGUAGGUCACUGGGACGUAUAUAAUACAGUAAAGUAGUUCAGUUAUAUUUCUAAUUUUCGAAAAAAGAUUGUAUAAUAAAUACCCUUUAUACCAAGUAAUACUUGUUUCUUUUAGCGUCUCUCGAGUUUCGAAGCCCAUUUCACCGAAGAUUCAGUCCAAUUCCACCCUGAUUACGCCUAUGGAACGGCUGCCGCCCUUGGAAAUCAUAUCCUAAAUGAAUCUAGCAUCAGUUAUUGGGAACUGAAGGUCCCUUACAUCUACGGGACCUCGGUUAUGUUCGGCAUAGGCACUCUGCAAACCCCGGUCAAACUUGGCAACCGAUUUGACAAUCUUCUUGGGCUGGAGGACACAAGUUAUGGUCUUUCACACAAGGGAGUACUGUAUCAUAACGGAAAAGAAAGGAGUAAUUACUGUGAGGAAUUCGAGGAGAACAAGAUGGCUGUUGUCGGGAUGUACUUCAAUGGUCCAGAGAGACGAUUGUCCUACUUUUUGAACGGAAAAUAUCUUGGAGUUGCCUUUGAGAACAUCAAUUUGGAUAAACCAAUGUAUCCAAUGGUUUCGAGGUAGGGGGAUUACUGUAGUCUAGACUUAAUUGAGGCUAGCCUACAAAAUUUAUGUUUUAUGUUUAGUACGGCAAGGAAGUGCACGUUCAUCCUACAAAAUCAAUAUUCCAACACUGAUCUCUCCCUUCGAGGCAUCUGCAAAAGAUAUGUCAUACACAAGCUCGAAUGCCAUCCACAUUCCCUCAAUGAUCUCGGUCUUCCGUCCGCAUUGGUCGAUGAAUUGAAAAAAGAUAUAGAUCACAAAACUCUCCAUAGUUCUCUUCCCCGUUCCACAUCAACAUCACCUUCAAGACAACGGAAACGGCCGUUUAAUGACAUCUCCGACCUUACAGAUGAGGCCAGUGCCGCGAUGUUGAUGAGUUUCCUCUCAAGUUUCCAGUAUGAUCAGUUGGUUCAGGUGGCAUGGGCCGCCGGUAUGGAAGAGCGCUGUGAUCGGUAG
This is a messenger RNA of Bursaphelenchus xylophilus (pine wood nematode), 2017 nucleotides long. NCBI's taxonomy places the organism in Eukaryota, Metazoa, Nematoda, Chromadorea, Rhabditida, Aphelenchoididae. The record is from the annotation of a GenBank genome assembly.